ACGCUGGGGUCGCGACUCAUGUGACUUGCGAAAUGGAGCUGUGUGAGGAUGUAAACAACAUGGCUGAAGAAAAAUAAAAAUGCGAAAGGAUUCAUUUUCUGUUAAAAACGAAGACGAAGGAAGGACAGCGUAUCUGAUAUAUUUUUACAGAGACGACCGUACAGUAUCCGAAAUCUUACCGAUUUGUUUUUUUUUGUCGAACGGAAGCAAAACUGUCUCGCUUGUUUUGACGGGGGUGUUUUUUGUUUUUUUUUAAUGAGAAGAAAUAAAAUAUACCUAGAAAUAUAUAUUUUAAAAGCGUUUACGCAGGUUUAUUCAGUAUCCUGACGUGUUUGUCACAAAGUACAAGUUUGAUACGUAAAAUAGAUAAUGGAGCUCUGGGUGUAAAAUUGAAUCGUUUUCUUUUCUUAAAAAAAAAAAAAAAAAACAACAAUACUUGAUUUAAAUAUUGUAGGGUAUCGUUUUUGAAUAUUUAAGUUUUCUGAAAUUUUAAACCAAGAUUUAAUGUGCCACUGAAAGUAAAAUAAAAUCUGUUUGGCACUUCCUUACACUUCGCAGUUCAUAAACAAGUUAAUAAAAACAGCACUCCGAUAUUACGGAUGUGGCUUGUUUCUGUUAUUAAGCUUUUUACUAGUUAAUUAAUUUCAACUAAACCUUGCAAUACCGAGGAUUUUUUUUUUUAAUUUUUAAAUGCCCGCAGGUUAGGGCAAUUAACGUUGCUGAAAUUUUUAAUUGAGUAAAUUACGGUAACUUACUUUUUUUUUUCACCUCAGGUAACUUUUCACAACACAAUAUAUUACUGUAACUUAACUUUCAUUUGAAAGAAAAUAUUAGUUAAGACGUAGUAGUAUCUCAAAUAAAUAAUAAAAAACGAUAUUUCAUUUAUAUUAAAUAUUGUAUGAUUUGUCGCAGUCGUCCUCGUCGGUUAAACUGCGAAGCGACCGUUAGUGCGCGUGCUGUAUAUAAAUUUGAAUUCCAGUGAAUGGGCUCUCGCAGCAGCUCGAGCGCAGCUGCCAUGUCGGGAUCGCGCCGCAGCGCAGACGGAGCUGAGCCGAGCCGAGACGGGACAGACACCAACAGGAACCCAAAUACGAGCCGAAAUAACCGAAGCGGGAACGAACCGAGCCGCAACCGGGCCGCCGGGGCUUCGUCGGGGAGCAACCGGGCGGCGUCUUGGAGCGGGUCCGGGGCGGCAGGGCCCUCAAGCGGGAGAGCUGAAGAGGACGUGGAUUUAGCCCAAGUACUGGCGUAUCUUCUUCGGAGGGGCCAGGUCAGGCUGGUGCAUGGGGGCGGGGCCACAGGCUUGCAGUUGGUCCAAAUGCACUCGGACUCUGACUCCGACAGUGAUGGAGCGUGGGAGGGGAGACUGGGAGACCAAUACAACCCUCCAGUGGAUUUGAACCCUGACACUUGUGAAGUGGACCGCAGUGAAAUCAAGACUCAGAUUCGAUUGGCUACCGGAGCAGCAGGGUCAAAGGUCACCAAGAGUUUCGCCGGGCUCCUGAGACAGAGGGAGCAAGGCCGUUGCCUUAGUAGCAGUUUCUCUCACGGAGAGUGUUCAGACAUCAGAUCGCAUUUCCUCCCCAAUCACAUGACUCACAAAGAGACGUUCCAGCAGAAAGCGUUCUGUGGCGUUUACUCAAAAGACGGGUCGAUAUUCAUGUCAGCCUGCCAAGAUCAGAACGUACGUCUCUAUGACACGCGGGACGGUCGGUUUCGACUCUUCAAGACCAUCAAGGCCCGUGACGUGGGCUGGAGUGUGCUGGACGUGGCCUUCACCCCUGACGGAGCCCACCUGCUCUACUCCAGCUGGUCCGACUACAUUCACAUCUGCAGUAUCGAUGGAGACAGUGAGAGCCACACCGCGCUGGACCUGAAUCCAGAUGAGCGCAGGUUCUGUGUUUUCUCACUCACCACCUCCUCAGACGGAAGAGAGAUCUUGGGAGGGGCUAACGAUGGGUGCCUGUACGUUUUCGACAGAGAGCAGAACAAGCGAACGCUCAAGAUCGACUCUCACGAGGACGACGUCAAUGCGGUCUCCUUUGCGGACGCCUCCUCUCAGAUCCUGUUCUCCGGAGGGGACGAUGCUCUGUGUAAGGUGUGGGACAGACGCACGCUCCGGGAGGACAGCCCACAGCCUGUGGGACAGCUAGCGGGACACAGGGACGGGAUCACAUUCAUCGACAGCAAGGGAGACGCUCGCUACCUCAUAUCGAACUCUAAGGAUCAGACGAUCAAACUCUGGGACAUUCGCAAGUUCUCUCCCAAAGAAGGGCUGGCUGCUUCCAGACUGGCUGUGACUCAACAGAACUGGGACUACCGCUGGCAGCAAGUACCCAAGAGAGCUCUGAAGAGGCACCGGCUCCCGGGGGACACGUCUCUCAUGAGCUACCGGGGCCACGGGGUCCUGCACACCCUGAUCCGCUGCCGGUUCUCACCCGAGUUCAGCACGGGGCAGAGAUACAUCUACACAGGCUGCUCCACAGGCAGGGUCGUGGUGUACGAUGUGCUGACGGGAGGGAUUGUCACCAAGCUGUGCAAUCACGAUGCCUGUGUGAGAGACGUGAGCUGGCACCCCUACCAGGAGAGCAUUGUCAGCAGCUCUUGGGACGGAGGCGUGCGGCUCUGGGAAUACAGACAGAACCAGUUCUACCAGGACGACCUCCUGAACGAGGGAAUGAGGCACAGGGGAGGGAGAGGAGGAGAGGGAGACAAACGAGAGACCGGGGAAGAGCAGGAGGAGCAUGGGGAGUGAGAGACAGAGAGAAAGAGCGAGAGAGAGAGAGAGUGCGUGUGUGUGUGUGCCGCGGGGGGGGGGGGGGUUGUCGAAAUAAUAAUAGUACAGUGUUUCAUGUUAGAUUUGAAAAUUUGCAAUUCAAUAUGUUAACA
Molecule: messenger RNA, 2889 nt
Organism: Acipenser ruthenus (sterlet)
Lineage: Eukaryota; Metazoa; Chordata; Actinopteri; Acipenseriformes; Acipenseridae
Gene: dcaf11
Product: ddb1 and cul4 associated factor 11
Biological process (GO): proteasome-mediated ubiquitin-dependent protein catabolic process
Cellular component (GO): Cul4-RING E3 ubiquitin ligase complex
Molecular function (GO): protein binding
Source: RefSeq, a predicted model, not a curated record